AUGGCGCCCAACAACGACGACCCCUUUGACGACCUCCUUACGCUAGAGGACACACUCUACACGACAGCGCACGACCAAGGCGUAGCAGACGGCGCGCGAGCCGGCCGAAUCGAAGGACGCAUCUUCGGUCUGGAAAGAGGAUUCGAGAAGUUCGCCGCGCUGGGGGAGCUGCACGGUCGAGGCAGCGUUUGGGGAUCACGCAUACCGUCCACAGCAUCAACAUCUCCUUCCUCCUCUCUACCCCCCCUCGCCACCACCUCAACACGACUCCUCUCCAACAUCACACUCUUGUACCACCUAACCGACCCCCCAACCUUCUCAACCGCAAACACGGAAAUCAGUGUCGCCGACUUCGACGACCGAUUCAAGCGCGCUGGCGCAAAAGCAAAAGUAAUCGAGCGCAUUGUAGGCGAGACGCUUACCUCUGCUUCCGGUUCUACCACCACCACCGCCACAGACGCAAGGUCGCCAGAGCGGGCCGCCGGUGCAGCGAAAGGGAGGAACGUCAGGUUGGAGGGAGAGGGGAAGAAGGGAGGGAAGAAGGGAGAUGAUAGUAUGGAGGAUUUUGGGGGGUCGAGACUGAUUGGGUGA
Messenger RNA from Ascochyta rabiei, 591 nucleotides. RefSeq lists its product as uncharacterized. Lineage: Eukaryota; Fungi; Ascomycota; Dothideomycetes; Pleosporales; Didymellaceae. The coding region runs from base 1 to 591 and encodes 196 amino acids. The transcript has a single exon. The record is from RefSeq and is a predicted model, not a curated record.